Messenger RNA from Nomia melanderi (Alkali bee), 1789 nucleotides. Its product is annotated as ras-related and estrogen-regulated growth inhibitor. Lineage: Eukaryota; Metazoa; Arthropoda; Insecta; Hymenoptera; Halictidae. Gene Ontology annotation, molecular function: GTP binding; GTPase activity. The record is from RefSeq and is a predicted model, not a curated record.
ACUCCCGUACCGGAAGUGGAUAUCGCGCGUACGUGGCUUAAGAGCAAUAAAGGAGGCCCGGCUUGCAAGCCGCCAAAAGAGAAUGGGGAAAGACAGUCGAGCGGAGACCAAGAAGCGCGUCGGAUCACGCAACGGAACCGCGAAAUCGUUCGGGAACACGUGACUCGGCGCUCGCGCGAGAACCGUAUCGGAUCGUGCUCCGCUGGACAUCGAUCCCUUUCCGCGGCGAUUCGCGCAAUUCACCGCAACCUCCUUCGGUAUCGCCUUUGCUUUUUUUUCACUAAAAGAAAGAAGAACGAUUUCCAUAAAGAGGACGGGCAAAAUACGCGUUCCGAUAUUUCUAGCGUAUCGAUAAAAACAGGAUGGUUGACGUUCGAACGAGUUGAUAGAAAAGUGUGACGGGGAAUGGUGAGGAGACUGUACAUCGGUGUGUUUUAGAGAAGCAGCUGUAUCUUUUUAAUAAUCAUGGAAGAAGCAAUCUGAAAUGGGUCAUUUCGACUCAUCUGGUAGUUUUAAUGCUGAAAUUGGGUAGUCGAUGACGAAUGCGCGGAGUAUGACGUCAAAUGCAAUUAGAGGCAUACGGAGGAAGAAGAGUUCGCUAUGCGAGGUAAAGGUGGCUGUGAUCGGGGCGCCCGGAGUCGGGAAGAGCGCAUUGACGGUGAGGUUUCUAACAAGGAGAUACAUUGGGGAAUAUGAUCACCAGUCAGAGAACAGAUACAAACACGAGGUGCUCGUCGACGGUGAACCCAUUCUUUUCGAAAUUUUGGACACCUGCCCGAAGAGCGAAGAUGAACUACCAUCCACAGAGACUCUACAAUGGGCAGACGGAUUACUUUUAGUCUACUCGAUAACCGAGAGAGGCUCUUUCAAUUUUGUGCGGAAAGCGAAGGAUACGCUAGCAGUGGCUGACCCGGAAGCCACGAUGCCUCUCGCCAUGGUUGGAAACAAAGCCGAUAUGGUACACUUAAGACAAGUCAGCACCGAAGAGGGGGAGAUACUCGCGAAAGAUUUCGAAUGUUGGUUUAGCGAAGUAUCCGCCGCUGAACAGGUCACUCAAGUCGCUGAAUCUUUCCACGAAUUGUGCCGGGAAGUUUUGGCUGCCAGAAGAAGGAACAAACAAUCUUUGUUGGAUAGAAUGCUUGGUAGCAAAGCAACACGCGCUUAUUCGCGAGGUAAAAGUGAUUCUGCACUACCGAAGGAUUAAUAUACAUAAUUUUUUAAUUUAUUCAUAAAAAUAUUCAAUUUAAAAAUACGUAUAAAACGAGUUAUCGUGAAAAUUAUUUUUAUGAAAAUUUACAGUGUUAUCUUAGAAACAAGAAAACAAUUGCAUUCAUAGUAUGCAGUUGUACGUACUUAUCAUCAAAAUUAUAAGUACCAAAGAUUUGUUUAACAUCAUGUAACGUUUGUAAUUUAUAUGAUAAUCUUAUAUUUUGCAUAAAGUAUGUAGUCUUCAAGAUUUCACGAUAAAAAAUUUAUUAACGCAAAGCAGAAGCAAUAUAUUGACAUUACAUAAAUUAAAAUCUACUCUAAUUUAUGUAAAAUUUCAGUGCCACAUAUAUAUUUAAAUAUAUAUAAUACAUAUAUAUAUAUUUAAAACAAUAUUUAAUAUUCAAUAUUAUCACAUACUAUAUUUAAACAUGUAAUUUAGAUACAUGUGGAAUCUUAUACCAGUUGAUCUAUAUUUAUUUUGUACUUAUAAUGAAAUGUUAUGACAAUAAAUAUUUUACUUAUUUAUUAUAUCACUGUGAUUUGUUAUACUACGCGCUUCAAAAUGAGAUUGUAUAUUAAU